Messenger RNA from Solea senegalensis (Senegalese sole), 3384 nucleotides. It is a transcript of the gene tgm8, whose product is annotated as transglutaminase 8. The transcript is spliced from 15 exons. Bases 95 to 2248 code for a protein of 717 amino acids. The record is from RefSeq and is a predicted model, not a curated record. Gene Ontology annotation, biological process: peptide cross-linking. Lineage: Eukaryota; Metazoa; Chordata; Actinopteri; Pleuronectiformes; Soleidae. Gene Ontology annotation, molecular function: protein-glutamine gamma-glutamyltransferase activity.
AAUCCAUCUGUGCCGAGUUACCUGUCAGAGGUGCUCAGUACCAGCCAGAUUGCAUUUUACUGAGAGGGACAGAGAGAGAGAAAGCGCUGGAAGAAUGACGGAAGAAGUUAAAAUGUCUUUUUUUAAGGAAGUGGAGCUCAAGAUCGAGAGCAACAACGCUAAACACCGCACCAAUGAAAUCACAAACAAGGAGCUGAUCGUGAGACGAGGCGAACCCUUCACUGUGUUCCUUAAACUGACAGAAUCUUUCCACGCUGACCGUCACCCGCUCACAGUUGUUGCACUGACUGGUGUUCAGCCGUGUGAAGAACGUGGGACAAUUUCGUACUUUGGUAUCCCAGACAAUGUGCAGCGUUCAACAUCAGCAAAGGCGGUGUGGAAGAUAAAGCUUAAAAAGGAGUCCUACCCAAAAAAGGGCAUCUUGCAUCUGGCCAUUACUCCAGCAGCUGACACUCCCAUAGGAGAAUUUAUACUGACCAUAAAAUACAAGGACGAAGAAACAUUGCUGGCAAUAGCCACAGUGCUUUUUAACCCCUGGUGUGCUGAUGACUCAGUGUUUCUCCCUCUUGAGGAGGAAAGACAGGAGUAUGUCAUGAAUGAACAGGGGAUCAUCUACAGAGGAAGUGCAAUGUACCACUUUCCGCUUUCCUGGGACUUUGGACAGUUUGAAGACGACAUGGUGAGGAUUUGUAUGAAGAUAUUGGACCGCAGCGUCAAACACAUUGAAGACCCAGCUGCCGAUCGUGGCGAUCGUUGUGAUCCUAUCUACGUCAGUCGUGUGGUCAGCGCCAUGAUCAACUCUACAGAUGACUCGGGCGUCCUGGAAGGAAGCUGGGGUUCUUCAUUUGAGGGCGGUUUCUCACCCUCUCACUGGAAUGGCAGCCAUGCCAUCCUUAAGGGAUGGUUUAAUAGAGACUGCCACCCAGUCAAGUAUGGCCAGUGCUGGGUGUUUGCUGGUGUAAUGUGUUCAGUGAUGCGUCUUCUGGGCAUCCCCUGCCGCGUUGUCACCAACUUCGAGUCGGCCCAUGACACCAACAAGAACCUGAUCAUCGACACAUACCACGCCGACUAUGGUGUUGCAGAGAAAGAUUCCCCUGACAGUGUUUGGAAUUUCCAUGUGUGGGUGGAGGGGUGGAUGAAACGUCCAGACCUGGCAGAAAAUGGGAAAUAUGAUGGCUGGCAAGUUGUGGAUCCAACACCACAGGAGGCGAGCAACGGCUUGUACUGCUGUGGUCCAGCCUCAGUCAAGGCCAUACGGAAUGGAUUUGUUGACCUUAAAUAUGAUGCCCCGUUUGUCUACGCUGAAGUUAAUGCAGACUGUAUUGACUGGCUGGUCAAAGCUGACGGAUCAAAAAAACAGAUCUUCUCUGAUACCAAAAGAGUUGGCGCUGCCCUGGUCACCAAGUGUGUCGGCAGCAACAAGAAGAAAUACAUCACAAAGAAAUACAAGUUCAAAGAGGGAUCAAAGAAGGAGAGAGCUGCCUUCAAGUACGCCGUCCUCGAGUUAGAGGAGGGUGACGAGGUUGAGGAGGACAGUGAGGAUGAUGAUACCUCUGGAGGUACAGAUGAAGAAACCCCAGAUGUCAUUAUUCCACCAUCCCCAUUGACCAUGCGAUUUGAAGAGGUAGCCAAGCCGAAGAACGGUGAGGAUGUGAACCUGAGGUUGGUGCUCCACAGCGAGAGCAGUUUUGCCAGGCCACUGUCGAUCGCGAUCAGUGUUCAGGUCAUGAGACACAAUGGUACACCAGCUGUGAACCUCCAGAAGGACGUAAAGGAAGAGACACUGCAGCCUGGGAAAGAUCUCACCAUUCCUAUCCUGAUUCCGUUCUUGGCCUACCACAAACCGAUGUUGGAGGGUGAAAGCAUGAAGGUUUCAGCUAUGGUCACAGACCUGAAAGAGCCAGGCAAUGUUUACCUGGCUGAAGACGACAUUGUCCUGAUCGAACCUCCCAUCAUCAUCCAAGUGGAUUCCAGUGAGGUCAAAUUCCACAAAAAUGUAAAAGUGGCCGUCAUUUUCAAGAACCCAGCAAACGAGAUACUGACGGACUGCAAACUGACUCUGUCAGGGAGUGGACUAUUAAGAGACGAGACCAUAACCAAGCUUCCAGACCUUCCUCCUAAAUGCCAGUUUCGUAUCGGAGUCCACUUCAUUCCCUACAGGAAGGGAAAGAAGACUCUCCUGGUCGACUUGGACUGCAAGACCUUCAGAGACAUCAAGGGCACCUGCACUGUCAACGUCACUGACUAGACAUCAGUGUCGCUGAGCAACAAUCUGAAACAAAACAUCAAUUGCAUAGCUUUCUUUCUUUAAUGAUCACAUUUGAAACUAUUUAGUUUACGUUGGGGAUACGUGCAUGCAAAAUCUCUUUAUUCAGCUUUGAUUCUUGGGCUCACGAUUUGAUUGAAAAUCUGCAAAUGUUCCCAUUCCACUGCAUUAGACAAAGAAAAAAAUCUUAUCCAAGUGCUAUCUAUGCGAGCUGUUAAAUCCAAAACGUGAUCAAAUGGCUACCAUCAUUGAAUUAGUUUCUCUGUGCCUCUUUGCUAGUGGUCACUGAUGGCACCACAACUCUGCCACUCCAUCUACAGCUUUUAUGACUGUAACAUGCCAAGACAUUACAGGAAUUAUAAAUUGAUUCUUUGGAAUUUAAGACUCAAUUAUGACUCCAUGAAAAUACAUGUGAAUCCAAAUAAUGUGAAUCGCUUUUUUAGUUUAGUUCAGUGUUGAGUUUUGAAAUGCACCUGCAUAUGGUUUGACGACUUCAGAAACCUUACAACUUAUGCAUGCAUAUGAACUCGUACGUGGUGCAUAUAACUGACACGUGUUCAUAAAAAGUCAUCAAUUAAAUCAAAACAGCCCUGUCAUCCUCUUCACUGAUCUUACCCCAGCUUCUCAGACCACAGCGAGCUCUGCUGGACACACAGUGUAGUGCAGUUGCAGUCAGAAUUUGAACUGAUCUCCAUUCUCCACAAUAGAAACCAAACCGCUUGUGCUCUAUCUCUCUUGUGGUGCAUUUAGGGCUGUUGAAAAUGUGAGCUUUUCUCUCAGCUUUUUGGUGGUAUAUUGUAGUUUCUAACGAGAUUGACUUCAUUGUUCAACGGAUCUGUGUUUAUUCAUUUUUAACAUUUUAUUUUAUGAUGCUGGGGGUUCUCUUUUUUUAACUCAUCACUGUGUGGGUCUUUCCCCUUUGAAAAACCUCUUUAAUUCUGUUGUAUUGAGUACUACCAGGGAUGGUAUUGGAAAUUAGCAACUACAGGGAUGUGAAUGAUGGCUAGGUCUCUAUGAUUGUAUGUCUCUAUAAAAUGAGUGUGAAUGUAAUCGUAAUAAAAUAUCAAAAAAAUAAAUAAAACUGGGGACUGCUGCAUUUAAACUACAGUGAACAGUCA